UCAAAAGGAGCGCAAGUCGUACCUCUUCCUUCUCCAUUUGGCGGUCGAUCAGUACGGACGUGAGAGUGUUGUUAGCUCGUGUAGUGUAUUUAAUUAUUUGUUAAAGCGCGAUUUAUAAUUGUGUUUUAAGUGUUUUAUUAAAAUAAAAAAAAAGUAGAAUAAAUAAUGGCCGAUCAGGAGAACAAGGACUUCAGCGAAGAUAUUGCCGAUCAAAACUUCGAGCAGAACGGCGAAGCAGAGAACGGCGGCGGGGACGCCGCAGAAAAUGGCCAAGAAUCACAGGAGGACAGGUCAACCGGAGGUAAUCAGGAUUCUUUAAAUGAUAGGAAAUUAUUUGUGGGUGGCUUAAGCUGGGAGACUACAGACAAGGAAUUAAGGGAUCAUUUUGGUACAUAUGGGGACAUUGAAAGUAUCAAUGUCAAAACAGAUCCUAAUACCGGACGGUCGCGUGGAUUUGCUUUCAUCGUUUUUGCUAAAGCCGAAUCAUUAGAUAAGAUCAUGGCAGCCGGCGAUCAUAUAAUUAAUAAUAAGAAAGUUGAUCCUAAGAAAGCAAAGGCUAGACAUGGCAAAGUCUUUGUUGGUGGUCUUUCAACAGAAUUGUCAGAUGAUGAUAUCAAGCACUUUUUUUCUCAGUUUGGAACGAUUGUUGAAGUAGAAAUGCCAUUUGACAAGACAAAGAACCAGAGGAAAGGUUUCUGCUUUAUUACAUUCGAAUCUGAACAAGUAGUAAACGAAUUGCUGAAAACUCCUAAGCAAACAAUUAAUGGUAAAGAGGUCGAUGUGAAGAAAGCAACACCUAAACCCGAUGGUAUGGGGGGAAUGCGUGGUGGCGCUGGUGGUCGAGGCGGCCGUGGUGGUAGAGGAGGUAGAGGUCGCGGUUUUGGCGGUCAAGGUGGCUGGGGUCAAGGCGGAUACGGAGGUGGAUAUGGCGGCGGUUACGGUCAAGGCGGUUAUGGCGGUGGCUAUGAUGGAUACGGAGGAGGCUACGAUUAUUACGGCGGUGGGUACGGCGGCUAUGGUGGUUACGACUACAGUGGAUACGACGGCUAUGGCUAUGGCGGUGGUAGUUACGAUGGUGGCUACAGUGGUGGGCGCGGUGGUGCACGCGGUAAAGGAGGCUCAGGCUACGGCGGAAAGCAGAGGGGAGGUGGUCGUCAGAACCAAAGGCACCAACCCUAUUAAUGGAAAUCAUUCAUUGCGACCGCAAUGCAAUUCGCAUUGUAACCGCUGGUUUCCUGUCCAUCCACAAAUCUCAUAACUCGUUAAAUCAUCAUUCCAUUAAACCACGCCACUUUCAGCAAGAUUUUCAACAACGCAGACUACUGCCGCAAAAUAAAAUGAAUCAUCAGGAAUCACGACAAAAACUGUAAUAGCUUCACAUUUUGCGUCUAGCAAUACAUCUGUAUUAUCAAGACAACAAAAGCAAACAUAUAUACAUAUAUAUAUUAUAUAUAUAUACAUAUAGGUACACAAUGCUUUCUUCCAUCUCUCGUUUACCCUUUUGUACAAAGUAAAAAAUACUUCAUAUUUUACAUUGGUCCUCUAUCUCAUUUCAUCUUAUUUAUCAUUAAUUUUUUUACCGUUAGUAUACGUUACGUUGUUCAGCGUAAGGCAAUGUCACAUCGCAAUACGUUUGCAAAUUAAUAUUCUGUUAAUACACAUAUGGAAUGGUAUGAAUGCUGGCGUAAUAAUUAUUCCAAACGUAUAGACAAGAUGCCUUACAAUGAAAUAUUGUAACGUAAUAUUUUUGUGCAAAUGGGAAAGCAGAAGAUGAUAGGAAAUAAUUUAAAUACAGAUAUAUUAGGAACAAUCAAGUUUUCUUAUUCAUCGCUUGGGACUGCUGAGAAGUACCUACGUCCCUAUUUUUAACAAUAAGAUUAUUAUAAUUUGUUUAUAAACUAAACUUAAUAAGAAGAAACCCACUAUAGAAAAGUAAGCAGGCAAUGUACUUUUUACACGGCUAUGAUAAGACAAAAAUGAAAAGUACCGAAUUGUUUAUAAUGAUUGUGUGAGGUAUGAAAUGAGGUAAAAAGAUUAUUGCUUCCUUAUUGGUAAGAAAAAUAGGAUAAAAUAAAUUGAUUUUGUGUACAUAAUAUAUACCGCGUAUGUUUGUAUUUGUGUUAACCGAUCCUAAUAAUUUAAUUUUUGGAAAACAGUAUGUACACAAUACUUCUUUAAAAUAUAGUGAUAAACAUCUAUACAUUAGAUUUAAAUAAGACUGACACAAAGAUUUAGUGAAUUUGUAUUACAAACAAUAUUUUGCUGAUUCUACCACAGUACGUGCAUCGAGCUCUAGAUAUUCUUUCAGUUUUUACUCUACACUCAAGAACAACACAUACAUACAUUAUAUUUAUAUACCGAUAGUUUCAUUCUAGGCAAAAAACAUCGUAAUAAGAUUUUUAAAC
Messenger RNA from Bombus impatiens (common eastern bumble bee), 2405 nucleotides. RefSeq names its product RNA-binding protein squid (gene sqd). The record is from RefSeq and is a predicted model, not a curated record. NCBI's taxonomy places the organism in Eukaryota, Metazoa, Arthropoda, Insecta, Hymenoptera, Apidae. Gene Ontology annotation, molecular function: RNA binding. Gene Ontology annotation, cellular component: nucleoplasm. The coding region runs from base 166 to 1182 and encodes 338 amino acids. The transcript is spliced from 10 exons. Gene Ontology annotation, biological process: regulation of gene expression.